Messenger RNA from Otolemur garnettii (small-eared galago), 483 nucleotides. It is a transcript of the gene CUNH8orf89, whose product is annotated as chromosome unknown C8orf89 homolog. The record is from RefSeq and is a predicted model, not a curated record. The coding region runs from base 1 to 483 and encodes 160 amino acids. The transcript is spliced from 4 exons. NCBI's taxonomy places the organism in Eukaryota, Metazoa, Chordata, Mammalia, Primates, Galagidae.
AUGUCAUUGCUAUAUCCUGGAAUCAAAUUUGACACUUCUAAAAUUACCAGAAAUGCCUUUGAAAAUUGUUUUAUUUUUGAGAGUAGUUGGAGGAAAGCCGUUUUAGAAACACAAAAACUAAGGAAAGAAUACACCACAGCAUUUGGUCUAGAAGAGGUCAAAGAAUGUGUCAAAAAGCCAUAUUUCCCAGGACUGCGAAGUUGCCACAAAAAUUUAAGUUCCAUUCCACUAGAUGUUCAUAAAAGACUGCUGCAUGCUGACGCUGAGGUGCCUGGGGUCAGGUUAAAGAAGCCUAGGGAGACCACGGUGGCACCACUUCAGGAGAAAUCCAAAGGUUGUAGCUUUAGUGACCCUCUCACUGGAGCACCGUCCCAAUACUUACAGAGGCUUUCCAGAAUGGCCAUUUUGGAAUAUAAUACCAUUCGCCAGGAAACAACCAGAAAAUCAAAAAAAGGCAAGAAACAAGAACUACGAGAUUGCUGA